Messenger RNA from Ahaetulla prasina, 1271 nucleotides. It is a transcript of the gene LHPP, whose product is annotated as phospholysine phosphohistidine inorganic pyrophosphate phosphatase. Gene Ontology annotation, cellular component: cytosol. Bases 19 to 873 code for a protein of 284 amino acids. Lineage: Eukaryota; Metazoa; Chordata; Lepidosauria; Squamata; Colubridae. The transcript has 8 exons. Gene Ontology annotation, molecular function: phosphatase activity; inorganic diphosphate phosphatase activity. The record is from RefSeq and is a predicted model, not a curated record. Gene Ontology annotation, biological process: dephosphorylation.
GGGCGGGGCUUCUCCGGUAUGGCUGAUGGGGGUGCAGUCUUAGCGGGCGCAGAAGGAGUGCUAUUAGAUAUUAGCGGGGUGCUUUAUGACAGCGGAGGCGACGGAGGCGGAGUCCCCAUUGCUGGAUCUAGAGAAGCGGUAAAAAAGAUCAAGGCAUCUGGUCUAAAGCUGCAGUUUUGCACUAAUGAAACUCAAGCUACGCGGGACAAAUUUGUAAAAAAGUUGCAGCAUUUGGGUUUUGACAUCGCGGUAAAUGAAGUCACUGCUCCAGCACCUGCAGUGUGUCGAAUUCUGAAGGAGCGCAAUUUGAGGCCUCAUCUUCUUGUGCAUGAUGAUCUCAUUCCUGAAUUUGCUGAUAUUGAUAAAACAAAUCCUAACUGUGUAGUAAUUGGAGAUGCAGCAGACAACUUUUCUUACAAAAAUCUGAAUGAUGCUUUCCAAGUUCUCAUAAGCCUGGAAAAUCCAGUUCUGCUGUCUUUGGGAAGAGGACGCUAUUAUAAAGAAACAGAUGGACUAAAACUUGAUGUUGGAGCAUAUAUGAAAGCACUGGAGUACGCCUGUGAUAUUCAAGCUGAGGUGGUGGGAAAACCAGCCAAAAUGUUUUUCCAGUCAGCUUUGACAGAAAUGGGCAUUGAACCUCACCAGGCCAUCAUGAUUGGAGACGAUAUUGUAAACGAUGUAGGAGGAGCCCAGCAGUGUGGAAUAAGAGCUGUACAAGUACGGACGGGAAAGUACAGAGAAAUGGGGUCUAUCGGGGGUCUUCAACCCCAGGGCUGCAGUCCACUAUCGGCUGCGACCCAGUCGGAACUGGGCCACGGAAGUGGCGGGCGAGCGUGCACGCAGCUUUACUUGCAUGAGCAAUGGACCUUGUGAUGAGCAGCAUCCAGAAGUCAAAGCAAACCUUUAUGUGAACAAUCUGGCAGAAGCUGUUGAUGUAAUACUCAAGAAUUUGCAUAAAUAAAAAUGCUGCAGGAGUCCACUCUAGGCAGAUGUUAAUGUAAGAUCUUUGGCAUAGCUCCACAUUUCUAGCAAUGUUCAAGCCUUCCUCCAUUGUUUAUGGACUAAUUGGGAAGCAACUUACAGUACCUCAAACAUGCCUUCAACAGUCUAGUUUAAUUUGCCAUUGUAUCCAGCUAAAGUGAUAUAUUAACCACAAUAAAAGUAAAAACAAAGUUCAGUGCAUCCCUGUUACUCUGCUCUAGAAUCAUUUGAAUCUUGUUUGUCUGAUUUGGGGUUACUAUAACGCAUCACUGAAUAAACCUCUGUGCCAU